This is a messenger RNA of Trematomus bernacchii (emerald rockcod), 2581 nucleotides long. RefSeq lists its product as uncharacterized. The coding region runs from base 144 to 1457 and encodes 437 amino acids. The transcript is spliced from 2 exons. Lineage: Eukaryota; Metazoa; Chordata; Actinopteri; Perciformes; Nototheniidae. The record is from RefSeq and is a predicted model, not a curated record.
CCUGCCUACUGGCAACACCAUAUUAUCCUAUAACUAUUUCAAUUGAUAACAUCCUGGAGCAACACGGCUAACGGGUUACAGAGCUCAUCUGUGUAAAGUCAUUGCUCAAGACACAGCAACCAGCAAGAAGCCUGAAGAAAACAAUGACGGUCAAUUCUGUAUGCCUAAUCUUCACAGUGCUGCUGCCACUGACGGCAAGCAGCACAGUGACAUCUGGUCAGAGGUACAACUCCACUAAUGUGAUGACGGGAACACCGGUUACGCAAAAUACAUUCGCUCAGGACAAGAUGACAUCACAGGAAGUUUCCAGCUUAAAUCCAACCUCCAUAACUGAUAUAAAUACAACAGAGGAAAAAGCUACAACUCCACUGCAGACAUCUCCAACGACGCCUUCUAAGACUUUCUUUCCAGGUAUUCCAACAUCAUCAAUUCCAACCAAUUCCACAUGGUCUCAGUCAAACAGCUCAACAGUAGGCAUGAAAUCCACAACAGAAAUUCACCCUAGUUUCACAACAUCAGAAACAACGGAUGCAACCAGUCACGCUAGCAUUCCAACUACAACCAUAGGGACACUGUCAAUGUCAAGCAGUUCCAGCCAAAGGCAAUUCACCACUGACAAAACGACCCGUCCAUUUACACGUCCAACAUGGUCUACAAACCCCAACUCUACUACAACCACAUUUACUGAGCCUGUUGAAAACCCAUCUACCAACCAAUUUACAAACCAAUCUACAAACCAAUCUACAGACCAAUCUACAGACCAAUCUACAGACCAAUCUACAAACACAUCUACAAGUACAGUCAGAAGUGGUGAUGCUACGCAGUCCACAGGAUACAAAACUUCAAUGGCCACCACAAAGAAACCAGUCAUCUACAUCACCAAGGCAGGUGAAGAGGUUCCAGAAGAAAAGUCAAAAAACCAAGCACCCCAUGGUAAAGCAGUGGCUGGGCUGAUAGGCGGGGCACUGGUAUUCAUGAUGGUAGGAUUCCUGGUAAUUUUGAUAAAGAAACGUAAGCUUCAGAAGCAGCAGAUUACAACUAGAGACUGGGCCGGUCCUUCACCAUUUCUUGAGGACGGAGCUGACAAUGGCCAGGUAACGCUGAGGUCAUCUAACCGGAUUUCUCUUUCCAGCUUCCUGCCUGAGAGACUGUCCAAGAGGUUGUCCUUACUCCAAGAAACUGAUGAGGAGUUAAAAGACAUGACACAAGGUACUACAUUUGGAAAUAAAGGUAGUACAUUUGGUCGAGAGGGGGAUGGGAAUGAUGUACAAGAAAGCAAUGGGGUUGCUGUUCCAGAAAUAGAAAGCACAGGAGACCCUCCAAAGACUGUUGAAAACCUGACCUCUUCGCCAACAAAAGACACGGCCAUCACAAACAACAAUUCAGAGGUUGCAAUACAAAAUGAAGAAAAUGUAGCAGAUCCUCCCACUCUAUCUGAAGCUGUGAAAACUGAUUGAUGACGUUGGGCAACAAAGCGUGAAGUUAGCAACACAUCCCCAAACACUGUCGUUAUUCUUGGUUUCUAGGCAGCAGUAACUGUGAAUGAGAAAACAGGAAACUACUGUAACUGAUCGCUUGGGGAAAUCAUGACGAGAAGUCAUAUUUAUCUAGAUCUCCACUGCAAAAAGUGGAGGGAAAAAAAGCGCUAUGAUAAAACAAAUGUUUUUUUUUUGUUAUUGACAAAUGCUCAACCCUGUGUAAUGCACAGGGCAGUGUUAGAGUCAUAAGUCAGACUAUUGUACACUUUACUGCUAGCCAACCAGGCUCUUAUUUUUUGUUAUCAGCAAAAAUAAUGUGCCUCUCCCCAUCACCCCUUCAAGGAUUCUGACACCAGACCCCUGCUGUAUUGUCUUUAUCACCCUGUAAAAAUGUCACCUAAAGAGUAUAAAUCUAAAAUGCAUUUAUUCCAACACUUCUGGAGAGAACAUUUUCUAUAAAAGGCGCAUGUAGGCCCCUUUUCUUCUUUUCUCGCAGGUGCUGGUAAAGCAGAAGGUGACAGUAUGUGGUGGGGAGAACAAACAACAAUUACAGUUAAUUAUAAUUUAAUUUGCAAAUAUUGACCCAUUAGAAAAGGGUCAAAGUAUAGGAUGAGAUCAUGGGUUAAUGGUAUGACUGCACAAUUUGGAAAUAAUAAAAAAACACACACACACACAAAAUUGCAUUUAGUUAGACUGAUAUUGCAAUAUGAUUUAUGUUAUUGGAGAGCUUGUUCAUUUUUGCAUCAUUAUCCUGAUAAUCAUUGCAACAUACAUUUAAAAUAAUUGCUAUGAUGUAUAUUUAUAUUUCACAUAUUUUGCCUGUAACAUAGUGUGCCUACUGAGAUUUGAAUAUUGCACUAGCACUUAUUACGAUGGAAUUGUGCAGCCCUUGUUGGUUUCUUAUGUUAAUACUGUGCUUAUGUGGUUAUCAUGUGUAUUUCUACGAUGUGAGUCAUGAGAAGAGUAUGUACAUGUAUUUAAUCAAGUUGUUAGGUCUUCCUGUUUGUUUGCAUGUUGGUAAUGAUCCUUAUCAUAAACCUUUUAAUAAAGAGUAUGUAAAUGUAUAUUUUGUAUAUAAAAUAAUAAAGAAGUGUUAUUGUAUU